Messenger RNA from Macroventuria anomochaeta, 3207 nucleotides. RefSeq lists its product as uncharacterized. The record is from RefSeq and is a predicted model, not a curated record. The transcript has a single exon. The coding region runs from base 177 to 3062 and encodes 961 amino acids. Lineage: Eukaryota; Fungi; Ascomycota; Dothideomycetes; Pleosporales; Didymellaceae.
GACAGGUUGAUAUCGCUCCGCUGCCUUGCUCAGUGUGCAGCAGCCUGCGUGCUACGUGCCUCCACUGACGGGAUCCACUGACACAGCGACACGAGGGUGGCUUAUAAGCCGCCGAAUAUCUCCAACAUGCCUCACCCACUCGCAGAACAUAUUAUUCCUGUUCAGUAUCGAGCAAAAUGACACCCAUGACCAUCGCUCCGCCGUUGAGGGAGGUCGCUGAGCUCAAGAUCGAUCAAUUCGACCAGUUGAAACAAGAUUUCAAGUCUCGCUAUGGCAUCGGUACUCCGCGCCCUACCAAUAUCACACUCCGCGAAAGAAUAGCCACGCUCGUGAAGACUGUCCAACAGUUCGACUCGCAACUCGAAGACGAUGAUGAUCUUACAAUUAUUGCACGGUGCGUCGAGCAGAACGGAGAUGGCAGCUGUAUCUCGCAUGAGAAAUUCCUGAAGUUCGAGAAGCAGAUUCUGGAAAAAUUGGACAAGCGAAUGAACCGUUACAAUGCUACUUCACUCCACCUCAACUUGAUGAGAGAAGCCAUGGGCGCCAAUCCGUCCCCCAAACCAUCAUCUACUGGACUUGAUGUUGUGACGUUCGACGAUGACUUCGAGGUCGUUGAGGAUGGACUCGAAAAUCUCUGGGAGAAGUUUGAGGCCGAAACUUUUACUGCUAAGGACGUCGAUGUCGAGGCGCUCGAAGCAUACCUGACAAGCCUCAUGGGACUGCACAGUCACUCCCUGUCCCGAUUGCGCGACGCCAUGCGUCGGUAUGGCAUUGACUUGCUCGACGGAGAUGCUGAAAUCGAGGAAUAUGAGCUGGAGUGGUGUAUCUUGGACUUGCUCAAGAACGACCUUAUCAGCGAUGAAAAGAAGAAGACUCUUGGGAGCUACGUACAAAACCAAGUCGCCAUCAAGGAGCUGCUCGGUGUGCUCAACAUGAAGUCAAUCCGCGACUGGAACUGGAAGCAAGCGGACAAAGGACUACCUGUCACUGCUCGUCACGAUGCGGAAGGCCAGUACCACAUUACUGUUGAAGAAGAUAUCGUCGACACGCUGUUCUUACACUGUACGGCUAUUGGAUGGGCUCAGAAGCUCAAAGACUGCCUGUCGGACUUCAUUCGGUACAUUGAGCUGGAUGACAGGCGAACUCUUUCUCUCAACAAUCACAAGGAGCGCGAGUUCUUCCUUGAGAUGAUGCCGUUUGAACCUCCUGAAGAACAGUGCUCUGACUCGUCGGAUUGCCCUCCUCCUCCGCCACCGCCACCGCCGCCGCCGCCUCCGGAACCUAUGGUCAUUCCGCAUGGCGUUUACGGUAUCCCUGUGCGCCUGAAGAAGAAGAAGAAGGGCAGUAAGACAGGCUACGUCGAACAUGUUGUGUCACCUCCACCUCCUCCUCCACCACCACCACCCGGCUUUCCCAUGAUAGCGCCUCCACCUCCGCCGCCUGUUGCGAUGCCACCGCUACCGAUGAUGCUUGGCACUAUGGACGAGGAAAGGCAAAGGACUUACAAGCGUGACUUUUUCAUGUCUCGUCUUCCAACUCAAGAUGGCUGCAGACCCAAGGUUGUACCUACCGAGGUGAUUCAAGCCAAUCUAAUCAAGACGCUGGCUGCUGAAAUCAGACUUCGUAAGGCAUUCGACGGCCGCUUCGGCUGCUCGGUGGUCGACUUCCACUCUCUUGCGUCAGCACUGCCGCACAAGACAGUUCUCGUCAUUCUGAAAUUUCUGGGAGUACCGGAGAUUUUUGUCGAGUUCUUCGCCCGGUCCCUCACAGCGAGCUUGAACAUCGGUCCUUCCGUACGUGGUACACAAGAUCGCAUCGUAACUCGAGCUUGUGGCGUUCCAGAACGCCAUGGGUUGGAGCUACUGUUCACCGAGGCAGUUAUGUUCUUCGCCGAGCUAGCUGUCAGCAGGAAGACUGGUAUACACCUAUACCGUCUCGGAGCCAGAUGCUACUUUGUGGGUACCGAAGAGCAAAAUGACCGAGCUCUGCAGGAGCUAUCUGUGUUCUCGGAGCACACCAAGUUGGACUUCGAUGAUGUUCUUACACAACCUGAGCACCUUGACAUCGGGUUCUUGGAGCUCACAGGGGACGCUGUCACUGUCAAGAGCUCCAUGGUUGAGGCCUAUGCCGAUCGUGUGAAGAAACAGCUUUCAACACAAACCACAGUGUAUGACUGGGUACGCACCUGGAAUAGCACGGUCGGAACAUAUGCUUCUCAUCUCUUCGGCCCACUUGUCCAAUUGUUCGGCAAGUCGCACUUGGAGGCUGUCAAAACUGCCUACAAACGGAUCUUUGACAUUAUUUUUGAGGGUGAUAACCUCACUGAUCAUGUCAAAGGCAUGCUGCACGCACGCUCUGACUUUGUUCGUACAAGCCCACCCCUCGCGCUCGAAGCUAUCGUCUAUCUGCCGCAAGCGUUUGGUGGGUUGGGUGUCAAGAACCCGUUGAUCGCGCUCAACCUCGCGCGCAACAUGACCUCUGAUCCCAACACCUUCAUCCAAGAGUAUCUUGAUGCCGAGACCAAAUACUACGAAAUGGCCCUGUACAAUUGGUCCGUCCUGACCCCAGAACACAUCUCGAAGAAGCUCAGCGCUGUCUUUCAGAAUAACGACGAAGCCAUCACCGCCGCUCUUGGUGCAGAGUAUGCGUCUGAUACCUUCAUGACCAAAGAAACCCUGACCAAGCAUCGCGAAUACGCACUGUUCCCACACCUCCCCGCCACUCUGCUCCACGACAUCCGUCCCCAAUGGCGGGAACUACAUAUCCCAUGGUUCGUCGGACUCUACCAGACGCUGCUCAACGAGCCCGUCGACAAUGUCAUCGUUAGUGAGCGUGUCAGCGAGGAGGUGCGUCAUUGUGGACGCAUGAAGUGGUGGGACCAGCUGGAUCCGCAGGAUAAGUGGGUGUUGCAGAUGUAUGGUGACGAGUGCUUUGAGAGGUAUGGGACGUUGGAUGUUUGGCUUGAGACAUAUGUUCCGUCUAUUUGUAUGACGAUUGUUAGGGGUACGGAUCCGUAUAGUCUCGAUGAUGAUGACUCGAGCAGUAUGACGAGUAUUGCUUGAGGGCGCGGGGAGGUGAACGAUGGUGCAACUCACGACGCUACGACUCUUCCUUAAUGACUUCCCAGUUCUUGAUCAUUAGUAUACUUUCUUAAUCAUAUCUUUGUUUGCUUGAGCGGGUAGCAUACCUUCUCUUGUUCAUCCUUCA